Molecule: messenger RNA, 1233 nt
Organism: Hydra vulgaris (swiftwater hydra)
Lineage: Eukaryota; Metazoa; Cnidaria; Hydrozoa; Anthoathecata; Hydridae
Source: RefSeq, a predicted model, not a curated record
AUGGCUAAAUUUACCGUUUCUCAAAUUAAAGAUCUAUUAGAUAUUCAUGAGAAUACUUUAUUGAAAAUAUUUAACGAGAAGUUUGAUAAAAUGGAAAUCAAACUAUUAAAUCUUCAAGAAGAAAAUUCAAAACUAAAAAAAGAAACUAGUGAAUUAAGGAAAUUGGCAGAGUUUCUUAACGAGAAAUAUGAAUCAAUUGUUCAAGAACUUUCUGAAAUAAAAAAAAAGCCUAACUCAACAUCAAGCCAGAAUGAUAUAACAAAUGUUGUUGUCAAAGACAAACUUGCUGAGUUGGAAGACAGAAGCAGAAGAAAUAAUCUAAGGUUUACAGGAAUUGAGGAAGACGAAAAUGAAACGUGGGAAUUAAGCGAAGAAAAGAUUCAAAAUGUUUUAAAGUCAAAACUUGGUUUUAAAGACAAAAAAACUGCGUUGGAUAACUAUGUUCAGUUAAAAUUGUGGAACGAUUACAGCGAAAGAAUUUUGGAAUUGCGAAAACAGUCAUUUAAAGAAGCAAAAAAUCUGAGAGCCCAAGGUCUUGAUUUGAAAAAAUGUAGGGGACAAGGUUAUGAUGGGGCAAGCAACAUGAGUGGAAUUUGUUCUGGAGUACAAACAAGAAUAAAAGAAAUUGAAAAAAACGCAAUAUUUAUUCAUUGCGCGGCCCAAAAUUUAAAUUUAGAAAUAAAUGAUACUAUGAAUGGGAUGCCAGAUAUUAGCAACUGCUUUUCUAGUAUACAAGAAAUAUAUACAUUUUUUGGUAUUAGCAUAAAUAGGUGGGACAUAUUAUCAAAAAUAACAGGAGAAUCAGAAGUAACGUUAAAAAAAUUAAAUCCUACACGCUGGGCGUCUCGUUUAUCAUCUUGUAUAGCCAUAAAACAAAGAUAUGUAGACGUAAUGAAAGCUUUAUCUAAAAUUAUUUUGGAAAGCAAUAAAAAAGCAGAAAUAGCACAAGCGACCGGUUUAAGAAAGAAAAUGGAUUGUUUAGAUUUUCUUUGCAUUUUGAUGUUAAUUAUUGAAAUAUUAGCACCAUUAAAUAUCGUUUCAAAAUUAUUACAAUCUAAAAAUAUGGAUUUGGAUAAAGUUUGUUCAUUAUUAGAAACUGGAAUAAAGGAAAUAAAAUCACUGCGCAAUAAUUUUGAUGAUAUUCUUGCAAAAGCAAAAGCUCUUGCUAUAAAGUGGAAUAUAGUUCCAACUUUUAAACAAUCACAAAUAAAAAAAAACAAAAAAGCUGUUUGA